Molecule: messenger RNA, 4047 nt
Organism: Pseudocercospora fijiensis CIRAD86
Lineage: Eukaryota; Fungi; Ascomycota; Dothideomycetes; Mycosphaerellales; Mycosphaerellaceae
Exons: 2
Coding region: 1-4047 (1348 amino acids)
Biological process (GO): endocytic recycling; post-Golgi vesicle-mediated transport; phospholipid translocation
Cellular component (GO): plasma membrane
Molecular function (GO): ATPase-coupled intramembrane lipid carrier activity; ATP binding; magnesium ion binding
Source: RefSeq, a predicted model, not a curated record
AUGGCAGGCAGGCAGGCCUACAACAAUCGCAGCCAAGGCCAGCAGGACGACGAUCUGCUCGGCUUAGACGACGAAGAGGCGCCGUAUUACAGCAGCGGCAGUCGCCCACCCGUGAGCGACGACCGCAUACUGCACGACUACCACACACAGCGCCGCAUUAGCACUUCGCAUGAUGAUUUCGUCGGCUCCUCUCCACAGCAUGCACCGCAUCCCACCGCCUCUGUGCCUGGCGCGCCAGCAUACGCCCCUGCUUCAGGCUUGCACGCGCCUCCGACACUGGGAGAGCAGGGCAGGCAGAUGUCGCAGACGUCCGGCCUAAACGACUACCAGCGCUACUCUGACCUGGAUUACGACGACACUGCUUCAAUGCAGGGAGGCUACUACGCCGCGGGAGCGCAGAUCGACGAAGAUGCCAUACCCAUACAGCACGGCCAGCGCAAGCACAGAAACCGGAACAGCAUAUUAAGUCUGGGCGGAGGAUUAAUUGGGAAAGCAAAACACGCCAUGGGCAUGGCACCAGAGUACAGCGAGAUGGACCUGCCUUUGACGGAGCAAGGCGCUGCUCGCAUGCAGCCAGGAGCUGGAGAACCACCGAGGAAGACGCCUGGCGCAAAGUUCAAGUUUGGUCUGCCUGGCCGAAGCAAGCCCGACCCAUCUACACUUGGGCCCAGGAUAAUACACCUGAACAACCCGCCCGCCAAUGCUUCCAACAGAUAUGCCGACAACCAUGUUUCCACGACCAAGUACAACGCUGUGACCUUUUUACCCAAGUUCUUAUUCGAGCAAUUCAGCAAGUACGCCAACUUGUUCUUCUUGUUCACCGCCAUCUUGCAACAGAUACCCAACAUCAGUCCAACCAACAGAUACACCACUAUUGUGCCUUUGGGAAUUGUAUUACUAGUUUCUGCCAUCAAAGAAGCAGUGGAGGACAACCGGAGACGAUCCCAGGACACCCAGCUUAAUCGAAGUCCCGCACGAGCUCUGAGAGGAACCAGUUUUCAGGAUGUGAAGUGGAUUGAUAUCAAAGUCGGAGACAUUAUCCGCAUCGAAUCAGAGGAGCCUUUUCCAGCAGACGUGGUGCUAUUGGCAUCAUCAGAACCAGAAGGAUUGUGCUACAUUGAAACAGCGAACCUAGAUGGUGAGACGAAUUUGAAGAUCAAGCAAGCCAUUCCAGAAACAUCACACCUCGUUUCCGCUGCCGAGCUAGCAAGACUCGGCGGCAGGGUGCGCAGUGAGCAGCCCAACAGCAGCCUCUACACCUAUGAGGCCACGCUCACCACGCAGUCUGGAGGCGGUGAGAGGGAGUUGCCUUUGGCUCCCGAUCAACUCUUGCUGCGGGGUGCCACGCUGCGAAACACUCCAUAUGUGCAUGGCAUCGUCGUAUUCACCGGACACGAAACGAAGCUCAUGCGCAAUGCCACAGCCACGCCCAUAAAACGUACGAAUGUGGAGCACAUGGUCAACAGGCAGAUUCUCAUGCUUGGUGGUGUCCUUAUCAUCCUCUCCGUUAUUUCCUCGAUCGGCGAUAUCGUGGUCAGGAAGACCAUUGGCUCUAAGCUGUGGUUCUUGCAAUAUGGUUCGGUCAAUGUCGCCGGCCAGUUCUUUGGUGACAUCUUCACAUACUGGAUCCUGUACUCAAACUUGGUGCCUAUCUCCCUGUUCGUAACAGUCGAGAUCAUCAAGUAUUAUCAAGCUUUUCUCAUAAGCAGUGACCUCGACAUUUACUACCCGGAAACAGAUACACCUGCCAAUUGCAGAACAAGUUCACUGGUUGAAGAGUUGGGACAAGUCGAAUACAUCUUUUCUGACAAGACCGGCACUCUGACCUGCAAUAUGAUGGAGUUUAGGCAGUGCAGUAUUGGAGGGGUGCAAUAUGCUGAUGAAGUGCCCGAAGACCGCCGGCCAGAUGAGGACGGCAACGGCAUCUAUGAUUUCCGAGGCCUUGCACAACAUCGGAGCGCAGGACAGAACGCGAGCGGUAUCCAUCACUUCCUGAGUUUGCUUGCGACUUGUCACACGGUCAUUCCGGAGAUCAAUGGCGAAAAGCCUGACGCCAUCAAGUACCAAGCAGCAUCUCCCGAUGAGGCGGCUUUGGUCGAAGGCGCUGUGCAGCUAGGCUACAAGUUCGUGGCGCGAAAGCCUAGAAUGGUGACGAUUGAAGCUGAUGGCGAGCUGUCUGAGUACGAGCUCUUGGCUGUUUGCGAGUUCAACUCUACUCGAAAGAGAAUGAGUUGCAUUUAUCGAUGUCCAGAUGGCAAGAUACGUUGCUAUACCAAAGGAGCAGAUACCGUCAUUCUGGAACGACUCGGACAGCGCGAUGAUAUGGUUGAGAAGACACUUCUGCACCUGGAAGAGUACGCUGCCGAGGGUCUUCGAACACUCUGUCUGGCAAUGCGUGAAAUACAAGAGUCGGAGUUCCGAGAAUGGUGGGAGAUCUUCAAUACCGCCCAGACCACGGUCAGUGGAAACAGGGCGGAAGAGCUCGACAAGGCGGCAGAACUCAUUGAGCAUGACUUCACUCUUCUCGGCGCCACUGCUAUUGAGGACAAGCUCCAAGACGGCGUACCAGACACUAUACACACGCUGCAAACUGCUGGAAUUAAGGUAUGGGUGCUUACGGGAGAUCGACAAGAAACUGCCAUCAAUAUCGGCAUGUCCUGCAAGCUCAUCAGCGAAGACAUGACUCUGCUCAUUGUCAACGAAGAAAAUGCGACAGACACCAGAGCAAACAUCCAGAAGAAGCUAGAUGCCGUCAACAGCCAAAGAUCUGGUGGCGUGGAGUUGGAGACGCUCGCGCUCGUAAUUGAUGGCAAAUCGCUCACAUACGCCCUGGAGAAGGAUCUUGAAAAGCUUUUCCUCGAUCUUGCCGUCAUGUGCAAGGCUGUCAUCUGCUGUCGUGUGUCUCCACUACAGAAGGCCCUUGUUGUCAAGCUGGUGAAGCGACAUUUGAAAGCCAUUCUACUUGCCAUCGGUGACGGUGCCAACGACGUAUCAAUGAUCCAAGCCGCACACAUUGGUAUUGGCAUUAGCGGUGUCGAAGGUCUGCAGGCUGCUCGGAGUGCGGACGUGUCGAUUGCGCAGUUCCGCUUUUUACGGAAACUGCUUCUUGUCCACGGAGCUUGGUCCUACCAGCGAAUCAGCAAGGUCAUCUUGUAUUUCUACUACAAGAAUACCGCGCUUUUCAUCACUCAAUUCUGGUACUCUUUCCAGAAUGCCUUCUCCGGACAAGUCAUUUACGAAUCCUGGACGCUAUCCUUCUUCAACGUCAUCUUCACUGCCCUGCCGCCAUUUGUGCUGGGCAUCUUCGACCAGUUUGUGAAUGCCCGGCUAUUGGACCGAUAUCCGCAGCUAUACCAACUGACACAGAAAGGAGUCUUCUUCCGCACUCACAACUUUUGGGCAUGGGUCGGCAAUGGCUUCUACCACUCGAUCAUCCUAUACUACGUCAGUCAGGUCAUCUGGUGGCGUGAUGGCGUUCUCUCCGACGGAAAGAUUGCAGGUCAUUGGGUAUGGGGUACUGCCCUGUAUACCGCUGGACUUGUGACUGUCCUGGGCAAGGCCGCGUUGAUCACAAACAUCUGGACCAAAUACACUGUCAUUGCUAUCCCAGGAUCUCUGGCCAUUUGGUUCAUCUUCCUGCCUGUAUAUGCGACAGUCGCACCCAUGCUCAACUUCAGUACCGAAUACAAGAACACACUGCCCAUACUCCUGACAGAUCCGAAUUUCUGGUUGAUGAGCUUGGUCAUCCUUCCAGCACUAUGCCUUCUGCGUGACUUUGCUUGGAAAUACGCAAAACGAAUGUACUACCCUCAAGCAUAUCAUCAUGUGCAAGAGAUUCAAAAGUACAACAUCCAGGAUUAUCGUCCAAGAAUGGAACAAUUCCAAAAAGCCAUCCGCAAAGUUCGCCAAGUGCAACGGAUGCGGAAACAGAGAGGCUAUGCUUUCUCGCAAACAGACGAGUCGCAGGCACGUGUCUUGCAGGCUUACGAUACUACGAGGGAAAGAGGACGGUAUGGAGAAAUGGCGAGCAGUCGGCCGCUACGGUAG